CCCAGCCGAGGGACACCCUCGGUGCCCGGCUGGGAGGACGGGGCGUGCUGGCCGCUCCUCUCCAGGAAAAGGCAGUCACAGCCUGUAUCUGAGCCCAUCCCUCGGCUCGUCACCGCCGCAGGAGGUGAAGCCCGGCAGGGCUGACAAUGGGAAGGGGAGGGCGGGCUGGGACAAGGACACGCAGCUCGGGGUGCCCAGCCCUCCGCACCGGCUGGCACGAGCAAGUGCCCGAGCAGGGCCCGGACAGGUUCAGCUACGACUAUGACACCAUCCGCAACGGGGGGCUGAUCUUCGCCGUCGUGGCUUUUGUGAUCGGGCUCCUCAUUAUCCUCAGCCAGCGGUUCCACUGCGGAGGGAGGAAGAAGAGGAGACAAGGGAACGAGGAAGAGCUGUAGGUGCAGAGCUGCAGUGCCGCCAUGGAAGCAGAGCUCCAGCCGAAGUCCAGGAGACCUGGCCAGUGGCCACCCCUCACCCCGCUCCAGUGGAUCCAUUACCCCGCAAGGCCAGACCGCAAAUUACCCUCGUGCUUCCCCCUCUCUUAGACCCAGCAAGAGUUUCUUGGCUAAUAAAGUUCAAGCUCUGAGAGGUUAA
Corvus hawaiiensis (hawaiian crow) is the source of this 591-nucleotide messenger RNA. It is a transcript of the gene FXYD2, whose product is annotated as FXYD domain containing ion transport regulator 2. Gene Ontology annotation, molecular function: sodium channel regulator activity. NCBI's taxonomy places the organism in Eukaryota, Metazoa, Chordata, Aves, Passeriformes, Corvidae. Gene Ontology annotation, biological process: monoatomic ion transport; regulation of sodium ion transmembrane transporter activity. The coding region runs from base 147 to 395 and encodes 82 amino acids. Gene Ontology annotation, cellular component: membrane. The transcript is spliced from 6 exons. The record is from RefSeq and is a predicted model, not a curated record.